AUGGACAUCAAACAAUUAGAGAGACAGGUGAGGGAAAUUACUGAAUUACAGGAUUCUAUUAAAUAAACUUCAAAUUAUUGUUCCACUUUCCCUGAACACAGCGGCAUGGUUGCCUUCAUUAUUGAAAGUGAGUUCAUAAGUGCUAGAAAAGAGAGAAAGAAACUCUAUUUGUUCCUCAUUCAUUAGAUCAUCCUUGAUGAAAAAAAUGCAAAAAGAAUGGAUUAUCCGUAUGUCAAGUGUUUCGGUCAAAAAUUAAAGAAGUUAAUCAUAGAUUAUGCAUAUUAAGUGGAUGAUAUUGCAGAUUUGGAGAAGGCCUAUGCUGUUAUUAGAAGAUGGGAAAAGGACUUAAUUUAUCAUCCAAUAUUUUUGGAUAAGUUGAGAGGCAUACUUCAACCAAAAUACGAUCAAUUGAAGUACUAGCAAAUGAUUGUUAAUUAAAUAACUUAGAAUGAAUUAGCAAGCAAUAAAAUUCUAGUUCAAAAUUUAUAAAUUAUUUAAUAAUUUGAUUCAACAUACAAAUUGUAUUUGCAUUUGAAGUCCUUAAGAGAUAUUGAUGACAAAUGUCUAGAUUUCAAUACGAAUUUCGAUAAAUAUAUGAUGAAGUGUGAACUUGAAAAAAUUGAAGAUUAUGAAAUGAUAGACGAUCUUUUAGAAUAAGGAGAAGCCUCUAAAACCUUUUUAUCUGAAAACAUAUGUUAGACUUAGAUUCAUUAUUUGGACCUAGCCAGACUAGGAGAACAUCUAAUUAAGGAGGACUUUGAAAAAAAAGAUAAUAAAAUCGAAUAUUACAAAUCAAAAAGACCCAUUUAAUGA
This is a messenger RNA of Paramecium tetraurelia, 813 nucleotides long. RefSeq lists its product as uncharacterized. The transcript is spliced from 4 exons. Lineage: Eukaryota; Ciliophora; Oligohymenophorea; Peniculida; Parameciidae. The record is from RefSeq and is a predicted model, not a curated record.